UCCCUGCUAGUUUUCUAAGUUUACUGCAAUCUCUGCACAGGGGGAGGGAGAAAGAGGGAGAGAGACACAGAUAUUACAAACCUGAGAGCAGGUAGAGUUUAGGGCAAGACUCCUUCCAGCUUCAACAAUUGGUUGUCUACGUGUUGCUGACCCUUUUAGCAAACAGAAUAGAGUGAACAACAAAUGGAAUACAGAAGUGAAGAGGCUUAGUCCUGUGAUGCAUGUAGCUGUGGACAGUGAAAUCAACCCCUAUGCUCAGUGAAAGCACUGAAAGGAAUUUGGACCACACAGAAAAAAAUCGAGUAUGAUGAAGAACGAAGAAACAGAUUUUAAUGUGGACAAUACCCAAGCCUCUCCCUUCUCCCGCUGCCUGCAGCCACUCAACCCUGUUACAAAGCCACACAGAACAACUCCAUUUGAUGAAGAAUUCAGAACACACCUUUCGCAUUUCCGCUAUGGUCCUCCUCCUCUUGAAAACAUGGAAUCUUUCCAGGGGUCCUUGGAAGGAGGGUCUCGGAAACGCAAGAGCAUGCCAACAAAAAUGCCACCUUCCAUCACCCUUGAGGAUUCCUCAUCACCACCAGACAGACCUGACAAUCACAAUGACAUAGGCUCUUCCAGUCUCCCCUUGGUGUUCCAACAGCCAGCACAGCCCAAGUACAGCUCCCAGAUGAUUGACCUCUGCAACUUUGGUUUUCAGUUCUACAGAACUCUGGAGCAUUUUGGAGCCAAGCCCAUCAAGCAAGAACCAGUGAAGCCCAACAUGGCAUGGCCUAGUAGCCCAGCAUUCAUGCAGGCUCCUUACCCUUAUUAUCCUAAAGUCCACCCUGGUUUAAUGUUUCCUUUCAUUGUACCACCAAACUUUCAUUUCAGGAACCCCUUUCAAAUGAAAAGACCUCCAGAACCACCCUUCAGGAGGGCUGAAGUAAGAGAAAGCGGUGAAAACAAACAGAAAGUUGAAAGAGUAGAUGUCAACCUUCAGAUAGAUGACAGUUACUAUGUUGAUGUGGGGGGUGAACAGAAACGCUGGCAAUGUCCCAUGUGUGAGAAGUCUUAUACAUCCAAAUACAAUCUGGUCACCCACAUCUUGGGGCACAGUGGCAUUAAGCCACAUGCUUGCACCCGAUGUGGCAAGCUUUUCAAGCAGCUGAGCCACUUGCACACACAUAUGUUGACACACCAGGGCACUCGGCCACAUAAGUGCCAGGUGUGCCACAAGGCUUUCACUCAAACCAGUCACCUUAAGAGACACAUGAUGCAACACAGUGACAUCAAGCCUUACAACUGCAGGAUCUGUGGCAGAGGUUUUGCCUAUCCCAGUGAGCUGAAAGCACAUGAGUCUAAGCAUGAGAGUGGCCGAGAGAACAUUUGUGUGGAGUGUGGUCUGGACUUUCCAACUCUGGCCCAGCUGAAGAGACACCUAACCACCCACCGUGGUCCUAUACAGUACAAUUGCACUGAAUGUGAUAAGACCUUCCAGUACCCAAGUCAGCUGCAGAACCACAUGAUGAAGCACAAAGACAUCCGCCCAUACAUCUGCACUGAAUGUGGCAUGGAGUUUGUGCAGCCCCACCACCUGAAACAACACUCCCUCACUCACAAGGGUGUAAAAGAGCACAAAUGUGGAAUUUGUGGCCGGGAAUUUACUCUGCUGGCCAACAUGAAGCGACAUGUACUGAUCCACACCAAUAUCAGAGCCUACCAAUGUCAUUUGUGCUUCAAGAGCUUUGUGCAAAAGCAGACUCUCAAGGCCCACAUGAUUGUUCACUCUGAUGUCAAACCCUUUAAAUGCAAGCUGUGUGGAAAGGAAUUUAACAGAAUGCACAAUUUAAUGGGACACAUGCACUUGCAUUCUGAUAGUAAGCCUUUCAAGUGCCUCUACUGUCCCAGCAAAUUCACCUUGAAGGGGAACCUAACCAGACACAUGAAAGUCAAACACGGGGUCAUGGAAAGAGGAUUUCAUUCGCAAGGUUUUGGAAGAGGAAGAAUUGCUCUGUCGCAGACAAAAGUCUUGAAAAGUUUGGAACAGGAAGAGCCUUUUGAUCUUUCCCAGAAAAGCCAAGGGAAGGGAAUCUCAUUUCAUUCUGAUGGCGAGAGUGCCAAGGGAAGCUCGUGCCAGGAAGAAGAGGAAGACAACUGCUAUGAGGCAGAGCGGUACAGCCCUGUCAUGUAUCAUCAUGAUGACAACAAGCUAUGUGUGGCUCAAGAUCUCUCUGGCAAACCCGAGUCCAUGAUGAAGGACUUCAGAGAGUCCUCCUGCAAUGAGAAGGAAGAAGUGCUAAGUGAGGGAGGACUGAGGAAGAGAAUAGGAAAUUCAGACAAAGAGGAGAGCCAAAGAGAGGGAGAGCUUGCAAACAACAAAGAACAUCUCAGCUUUAGAUCCUUUGAAAAGGCCAGAAUUGGCCACUCUUUCUCUGAUUACUUGUAUUUCAAGCACAGGAACAAGAGUUUGAAAGAAUUGCUGGAAAGAAAAAUGGAAAAACAAACAAUGCUUAUAGGCAUGUAAAAUGGACACUUUGAAACAGCUGGAAAAUGGGAACCAGAGAGUUUUUAACAUGAACUGUAGUUUACCAGGACCUGAAGUCUGUAGUAUUCUUUAGAAAUAAACAAGCCAAAUAGAUAAAAAUAAUUUAGUGUAAAACACAUACAUUAAAAGCCACUGAGAAAUGCAAUAGAUAUUGAACAAUAACACUUUUAUAUUUAUCCAUUUGAUGUAAAAGCAGACAAUGGGUUAGGUACAGAAGUUUAUUUUCUAUUAUAUGGGGAUAGAUACUUACAUGCAAUUUUCUAGUUAGCAGAAAGCAACAUACUUUAGCAUCUGAUUUAUUGUCUGACUAGCUAUAUAUGAACACUUCUAGCCAUAUGUCUCAAAAACAUUUGAAAAUACUAAAUAUUUCACAUUAUAAGCCAGAGUACUAUUAAAUGUGACACGGAUGAAAAUGCUGUCAACAUUCAGAACUAACACAGUCCAAAUACUUUGAUUUACUGAAGUGACUCUUAAUUCAAUCACUUAUAGUGAGAACUGGGAAAGAAAUUAAGAAGAAAUACUAAUGUCUUGGGACGCAGUGAAGGGCAGCUCCGUAAGGCUUUGAAAGGACUGGAAUUUAUUACAAAAGCUCUUCCUCUGGCACAAGGAAUGUUCAUGUUUUGUUUCAGUCAAUAUGAGAGUAUUCAGUAAUUCUUCAAGUGAAAUAGCAUAGACUGUGUUGACAUUUCAUUCUACUGCCUGCUCAGACCAACACAUCUAAUGGGCAGCAGCAGCAUGCAGCAUUCACAAUCUUGCUAUAAUUACACAUCAAGAAAUAUGAGUAAUUGCACUGAAAAAAAUAUGCAGUUUUGCCAUUUAUCUCUUCAUUUUUUCAUGACUAGGAAGGAUAACUUUGAAAUACACAGGUCUGAUCAAUUUUUAUUUUAGAAGGUAAAAAUAACCCCUAUAGGACAAGCAGUACCUCACAGAGUAAAACUAGUUUUUGAUUUUUCGAUUUCCUCUUAUUGAAGGCAGAAAUUUUCCCUUAUCAAUGUGUCUUGAGGAGGGUCCAUGCCUUUCAGAAGAAUUCACUUACACUGUUUUUACCGUCACACCCAGCUUUUCAUCCUCUGAUUCCCAUACAAUUACAUGUUCAUAACAAAGAUGCUUAAAGCAUAUUCCGUUCAACUUUUCAUUAUUUGCAUGAAUAGUUUGGUCAGCAUAUUAAUUUCUGCAUCUUCAAGAUAGAAAGCAAACAGCCUUGCACCAUGCUAUUCCUUAUAAAGAAAUAAAAAUUUAAUAAGUCAUAAAAUUUGUCUUAUGUCCCUCCCACAUCCCAGCUUAAAAGGUUAAAAUUCUCUUCCAAAUACUACUGCCUUUUUCACUUACCUGCCAAGUUCUUGAUUUGGAAUACAUUGCUAUCAUGUUCAACACAUAGCAAGUUAUAAUUAAAUAUAGUCAUAUACUUAUGUUUUGCUAAGACUAUAGUCAAGUAGCUGCAGCUCUCUCCCACUAUAAGAAAACACAUACCUUUCAAACUAAUGAUUCUCACACCUACCAGUUAAUCAGCAUUCACAGCACAGAAGUCUUUAUUCCUCAAAUAAAACUGGAUUUGUGUAGUCCAAGGUUGGGGAAGGUGGUUUCACUUUCCAAGGCUCAAACAUGGCAUAAUAAAUAUUCUGAAUGAAAAGCAGAAAAAGCUGUUGAUAAAAGAAACUGUAACAUAUGGGUGACUCUUCUAAAUCUAAUUAACUUACAUAAUUAAAACUGAUGUGCAUUUUAAAAUAUAAAGGGUAUGCCAAAUUGAUGUGGAAUGUAGGUCAGUUUAAACCUAGAAUUAAAGAAGACUUUGAAAACUGAGUGUAUUUCAGUUAUAAAUAGCCAUGAUUUUCAGGAAUGAACUGUUUUACUGUAUACACUCUUCCUUGCUGCAGCUGUAAGAUGACACCUCUUGAAAAAGGAGCUAUCCUUCUUUCAAGGAAGACAUUGUGGUCACGCAGAAGAAACUGAAAAAAAUUUUUUCAUUAUUCUGAAAAAAAUUCAGAAUAAUGAGUGUAACUGCAUUCUUUCUUAGACAGUAGGGGAAAUGAUCCAGCAAAAAUUCAACAUAGUCUAGGAGAUGGUCCCUUAGAAAUGGGAACAACACCUUCGGUUACCUUCUUGGCACUAUCUUGUCUCUGUCAGACAAAAGCUCCCAUUUGAGAAUGUAUACAGCCAAAAGCUGGGAGUCACUGAGUCUUAGAAUUGUCUCUGUCUCAGUGGUGUAGUUUCCAGCUAUGCAUGAUUACAGAUCAGUCCACUCCGCUUUUGCAGCCAUAUUAGCUCUCAUGAUGGGAAGAACAAGCAAGAGAUCAGAAAUCUCUUUGCAAUUUCUAGAAUGGUAAUCGUGCAGAUGGGUUGAACUUAACAAAUCCUUCACUUCUGUGGUGGGUAAAGCAGGAAAGCACUCAGUCCUUCCAUUGCAAAGCCUUGUUGUCUAUUCAUUGGAGAGUGCUAUGGGACAGCUAACCAAUCUUUACCAAGAAAGAAAGAAACAAACGAUUAUGUACCAACAGCAGUCCAGGCAAAUGGAACAAAGGAGAAAUUUUCAGCAGAGUUCAGCUCACAGCAGCUAAUAUCAUAGGAUGUUAUCUACCUGGACUUUAGCAAAGUCUUUGAUACUGACUCCCAUGGCAGUCUCCUGGAGAAGCUGGCAGCCCACAGCUUGGAUAGGUGCACUCUUUGCUAGGUUAAAAACUGGCUGGAUGGCUGAGCCCAGAGAGUGGUGGUGAAUGGAGUUACAUCCAGCUGGCAGCCGGUCACCAGUGGAACACAGUACUCCCCAGAGUACUGGGGGG
Messenger RNA from Chiroxiphia lanceolata (lance-tailed manakin), 5304 nucleotides. RefSeq names its product zinc finger protein 366 (gene ZNF366). NCBI's taxonomy places the organism in Eukaryota, Metazoa, Chordata, Aves, Passeriformes, Pipridae. The record is from RefSeq and is a predicted model, not a curated record. Gene Ontology annotation, biological process: regulation of transcription by RNA polymerase II. The transcript is spliced from 7 exons. Bases 305 to 2506 code for a protein of 733 amino acids. Gene Ontology annotation, molecular function: DNA-binding transcription factor activity; RNA polymerase II cis-regulatory region sequence-specific DNA binding.